AUGAAUGCAAUUUAAUAAUAUAAAAAUUUUGAUGAAAAUACAAAAAGUCGUUUUCUAUGCAGAUUAAUAAAUUAAAUGAAGAUUAUUGCAUUUCUCUGUGUUUUGAUUGCUUUGUCAUCAGCCACCGAAGCCAUCGACCUCUUCAAUACAUUACCGAAAACAGAUUUCGGAAGAACAAUAUUGCAAACAGUCCAAAUGGAAUUAUCAAAUGGAUCAGCAGUAGAUUCAGUAGUUGACUCAUUGAAUGAAAUAUUAAAUUCAGCUGAAUAAGAAAAAGGAGCUAUUCAAGCUAAUUUGAGAAACAGACAAGCUUAAUGUCAAACAAGACAAGACGAUGCUUAGAGUGUUAUUGAUAGAGCAAAUGCCAAGAGAGCUGAUGAUGAGAGAAAACUACCAUUAAUCAAUGAGGAAUUGAUUAGUAAAUAGGAAUAAGCAUUAGUGAAGGACUCUGAAGAACAAAGAAACAAUGAUAAACUUGCACUCAUUACAGCUACAAGAGAAUAACAAAAACAAGAAUACUAAGAAAGAAGAAAUGAAUUAACUAACUAUGUGGCAGCUUUGGGAGAAGCCAAAUCAAUUGUUUCUGGAUUAGGUUCUGUUAGCUUCUUGCAAGUCAAUUCAAAUGAACACUAUCUCAAAUUCAAGGAAGCACAUCCAACACCCAGAGGUUAUGGCAUCAUGGUUGAAUUGUUAUUAAAAGCUUCAGCCCAAGCCAAAACUCCAGAAUAAGUUGAGAGACUCGUUGCUACAAUUCAGGGAUUAGUUGAUUCUAUCUAUGAACUCCAAAAAUAAGAAUUAUUGGUUGAUGAUGCAAGAGAAGUGGAAUUCAUCAGACAAAGAGAGAUCAUACUCUUGGCCAAUCAGACUUUGGCUGCAUCUGUUGCAGAAUUGAAGGCUUAAGUCUUGCAUUUACAAUAAGACAUUGUUGAAGUUACUAAUGAUGUCAAUACCAACAAAUAAAUUGCUGCCAUCAAAACUAAGGAACUUAACGAUUGGGUCAAAACCUGCUCAGACGAAGAGAAGAAUCUUAGAGCCAUAUUUGAUAGCAGAGUUGGAUAAGUGGAAACAGUCAAUCAAAUACUCAUAAUAUUCAAUUCAGGCUUAAGUUAAGAAUUAAGAAAAUCAAUUGCAGAAAUAUAACUAAAUUGAUAACAUAAAAUCAAUAUCAUAAAUAGGAUCAUUCAA
Messenger RNA from Paramecium tetraurelia, 1185 nucleotides. RefSeq lists its product as uncharacterized. Lineage: Eukaryota; Ciliophora; Oligohymenophorea; Peniculida; Parameciidae. The transcript has 6 exons. The record is from RefSeq and is a predicted model, not a curated record.